AUGUAUAAAAUGGAAUAUUCUUACCUCAAUUCCUCUGCCUACGAGUCCUGUAUGGCUGGGAUGGACACUUCGAGCCUGGCUUCAGCUUAUGCUGACUUCAGUUCCUGCAGCCAAGCCAGUGGCUUUCAAUAUAACCCUAUAAGGACCACUUUUGGGGCCACCUCUGGCUGCCCAUCCCUCACUCCAGGAUCCUGCAGUCUCGGCUCUCUUAGGGACCACCAGAGCAGUCCAUACGCAGCAGUUCCUUACAAACUCUUCACCGACCACGGGGGCUUAAACGAGAAGAGGAAACAGCGGCGGAUCAGAACCACCUUCACCAGCGCCCAGCUCAAGGAACUGGAGAGGGUGUUCGCAGAGACUCAUUACCCUGAUAUAUACACCCGGGAGGAGCUGGCGCUGAAGAUAGACCUCACGGAGGCGCGGGUGCAGGUACGCGCGGGAU
Messenger RNA from Eurypyga helias (sunbittern), 442 nucleotides. Its product is annotated as paired mesoderm homeobox protein 2B. Lineage: Eukaryota; Metazoa; Chordata; Aves; Eurypygiformes; Eurypygidae. Gene Ontology annotation, molecular function: DNA-binding transcription factor activity, RNA polymerase II-specific; RNA polymerase II transcription regulatory region sequence-specific DNA binding. The record is from RefSeq and is a predicted model, not a curated record. Gene Ontology annotation, biological process: regulation of transcription by RNA polymerase II. The annotation marks the transcript as partial. The transcript has 2 exons.